Xylaria bambusicola is the source of this 707-nucleotide messenger RNA. RefSeq lists its product as uncharacterized. The record is from RefSeq and is a predicted model, not a curated record. The coding region runs from base 146 to 541 and encodes 131 amino acids. NCBI's taxonomy places the organism in Eukaryota, Fungi, Ascomycota, Sordariomycetes, Xylariales, Xylariaceae. The transcript has 2 exons.
UGGUUCAAACCACACAUGCCACAAAGGAGUAAGUAAUACGUCUUGAGCUCAUGUAGCUCUGCUCAGGUGAGCUAGCACGAUACGGUACUUGCCAUACACCACACACCGCACUCAAGAGAGUAAUCGUCGUAGGCACAUCAUCAACAUGCUCGGACACUUUCAGUUUAGCCAUAUCCCAGCGCUUUUCGCCGGCUCUGCAAUGGCGUUUGGCGGCGUGUGGCCAAUGUUCGACGCGCCCGCCGCCAUGCGCGAGUUCGGGUUCCCGGCUCAUGUCGCCAAUACGCCUGCGGCCGCGCCCGUCUUUGUCGUCGGUAAUGUCCGCACUACCUGCCUCGGUUUUCUAAUGCUUUUGUUCUAUGCGCGCCGGCAGCUUACUGUUGUCGACACCUGCUUGGCGGUGACGGGUGCCUAUGCCGGCCUGGUAGACAGCUACGUUGUGUGGAAGCAGGGCAACCCUCGCAUGGCCCUUUUCCGUUUGGCAAGCUCGGCUUUUCUUUCUGCAUGGGGAUUUCUCGGGUGGACGGCAGCAGCAGGUCCCUGAGCAUCACGAGCUAACAUGGAGGGUCUAUCUGAUUACGCGAGGUCAGCUAGAUGGCGGGUGGAAAUGCCACGGUUGGUUUGAAAUAAAUGUACCGGAGGGGGAAUCAUGGUGCUGUAGACAAUCUCAUGUUUCUACUUUGCCUUUGUGGCGGGCCGAGUUGUGGUUU